This is a messenger RNA of Raphanus sativus (radish), 2620 nucleotides long. Its product is annotated as putative pentatricopeptide repeat-containing protein At3g16890, mitochondrial. Gene Ontology annotation, molecular function: protein binding. The transcript has a single exon. The coding region runs from base 287 to 2209 and encodes 640 amino acids. NCBI's taxonomy places the organism in Eukaryota, Viridiplantae, Streptophyta, Magnoliopsida, Brassicales, Brassicaceae. The record is from RefSeq and is a predicted model, not a curated record.
CAGUCGCCAUUAUUCUCAGCGUCAUUCCACACAAUAUUAUCACAAUAAAGCCUUAUUCGUAACUUGGAAAGUAAAAAGAUAGAUACGGUUACAAUACAACAGGUGAUUUCAAACGGUGGGGGUUACAAAAGAAAGGUCUCCGAUCAGCACCAAUUCGCCACGGUGAUGCUCCGCCGAACGUUUACUCGGCCGAUUAAACAGCUAGGCGAGCGAUUUUUAGAACAAGAGAAGAGGUUCAUUCUCGAUUAUUUUUUUUUCUGACCUCCUUUGUCCCAUACCAUACGACAUGAGAGGCUUUGCUUCUUCAGCUUCUCGAGCAGCGUCGAAACCGUCCCAAUCCCUAAAUCCAAAACCCCUAUCCUCCUCCUCCUCCUCAGGUCACAUUUCGCAAAUCAUAAAGAGAAAAGAUUGGUUCUUGAUCCUCAACCAAUCCCAUCGAACCACUACUAUUCCAAACAACCCUCGAUUCAUCAUCAGCCUAUUACAGAACCAAGAAAACCCACUACACUCCCUCCGACUCUACCUCUGGGUCUCCAACCUUUACUCCAAGGACGACCACCAGUCUUUGAAAACCGUCCUGGGAAACGUCCUCUUCCGUAAAGGCCCUCUCUUGCUCUCCAAGGACCUGCUCAAGGAGGUUAGGGAUUCAGGGUUUAGCAUCAGCGACGAGCUCAUGUGUGUUCUCAUCGGAAGCUGGGGGAGGUUAGGUUUAGCCAAGUACUGCAACGACGUCUUUGCGGAGAUAUCUCUGCUCGGGAUGAAGCCCAGCACGAGGCUUUACAACGCUGUGAUCGACGCCUUGGUCAAGUCUAACUCGCUUGACUUGGCUUACUUGAAGUUUCAUCAGAUGCGUGGGGAUGGAUGUGAACCGGACCGGUUUACUUAUAAUAUACUUGCUCAUGGUGUUUGCAAGAAGGGAGUGGUUGAUGAGGGGGUGAGGUUGGUUAAACAGAUGGAGAGGGAAGGGAUGAAAGGGAAUGUGUUUACUUUCACCAUUCUGAUCGAUGGGUUUUUGAGGGCCGGGAGGGUUGAGGAGGCGUUGGAGAUGUUUGAGAGGAGGAGCGGUAACGAAGCUACGGUGAGGACUUUGGUUCGUGGGGUGUUCCGCUGCUUGCCAAAGCGUGAAGCUUUCGAGGUUUUGGUUGGGUUUGUGGAGAGAGAGUCGAGCCUGCGGUUGCGGAGAGUGGGGUAUGAUACUGUGUUGUCUUGUCUUUCAAGCAACUCGAUGGGUAAAGAGACUGCUCUGUUCUUGAGGAAGAUAGGAGGAGGUUAUGUGCCGGAUAGCUCAACGUUUAAUGCUGCGAUGAGUUGUGUUUUGAAAGGGUGUGAUGAUGAUGAUCUUGUUGAGACGUGUGGGCUUUUCGACGGUUUUGUGAGCAGAGGUGUUAAGCCAGGGUUCGAUGGUUAUCUUGCGGUGGUUCAAGCUCUGUUGAAUGCUCGUAGGUUCUCUGAAGGUGACUGUUAUCUGAAACGGAUGUGUGUUGAGGGGAUUGUAUCAAGCGUGUAUGAUUAUAACGCGGUGAUUGACUGUCUAUGCAAGGCUAGACGUACAGACCGUGCAGCUAUGUACUUAACAGAGAUGAAGGGUAGAGGUAUAUCUCCAAGUCUUGUAACUUUCAACACUCUUCUUAGCGGUUAUAGCGCCAAGGGAGAUGUGAACAAGGUUCGACAAGUAGUAGAGAAGCUUCUGGAACAUGGUUGCAAACCAGACGUGAUCACUUUCAGUUCGAUCAUAAACUGUCUCUGUCGUGCAAAGGAGACAAAAGAUGCGUUUGAGUGUUUCAAGGAGAUGUUGGAAUGGGGGGUUGAGCCGAAUGAGAUCACGUACAAUAUUCUAAUUCGCUCCUCUUGCUCCUUGGGGGAUACUGGUAGAUCAGUGAAGCUGUUUGCGGAGGUGAAGGAGAAGGGGUUGAGUCCUGACGUUUAUGCGUACAAUGCGGUUAUUCAGGGCUUUUGUAGGAUGAGGAAGGUAAAGAAAGGCGAGGAGUUGUUUAAAACGAUGUUGAGGGUUGGUUUGAAACCAGAUAACUAUACGUACAGCACGCUCAUCAGAGCGCUAAGUGAAUGUGGUAGAGAGAGUGAAGCAAGAGAGAUGUUUAGUUUGAUGGAGAGGCAUGGAUGUGCACCGGAUUCGUAUACUAAGCGUCUUGUGGAAGAACUUGACCUGAGAAUGAGUGGACUCUCGAGAGAAACAGUUUCAGCCUCAUAGAGAAGUCUGUUCUCAGUGAAGUAUUUCAAUGAAAGGCUAAGGGACCAGAAUGGUUAGCUGUUCCGGAGAAUUGGUAAGAAAGGGAACCCUGCUGUUUAAUCUCUCUAUUAUUAGAGUGGGGUUCGUCUGCCUUAUUUUCAGUUUAAAAGGUCUUGGAAGGGACCGAAUCUCGGCCAUAAUCCUGCUUCUUUGGCGCAGACACGAGAGAAACAGAGCAUAAGUGGGAAAAAAAAGCAGAGCAGAAGGUUAAGUUUUGUGGUGUGAUUGAUCAAUGUUAGUGGCGGUUAGUACACGACAGUUAGCUCAAUGCAAAAGAUAUUUGUAUUUCUUACACUUGGAUGGAUUUAUCCCCAAACAUGUACCAUUACAGUGUAAAAAUAUAGAAAACAAUAAUGUUCAAGUGCCUGACCC